Gracilinanus agilis (Agile Gracile Mouse Opossum) is the source of this 1230-nucleotide messenger RNA. It is a transcript of the gene RSPH9, whose product is annotated as radial spoke head component 9. Gene Ontology annotation, biological process: motile cilium assembly; axoneme assembly; cilium movement involved in cell motility. The record is from RefSeq and is a predicted model, not a curated record. The coding region runs from base 1 to 831 and encodes 276 amino acids. The transcript has 5 exons. Lineage: Eukaryota; Metazoa; Chordata; Mammalia; Didelphimorphia; Didelphidae. Gene Ontology annotation, cellular component: axoneme.
AUGGAUUCCGAAAGCCUAUUGCUUUCCUUGGAGCUGGCAUCAGGCAGCGGGCAGGGUUUAAGCCCGGACCGUCGGGCCUCGCUGCUCACCUCUCUGCUUCUCGUUAAACGCGACUACCGCUACGAUCGGGUGCUAUUCUGGGGCCGGAUCCUCGGCCUGGUCGCUGACUACUACAUCGCACAGGGCUUGGGCCCGGACCAGCUGGGGGAGCGGAAAAGCUUGUACAGUUUGAACUGCAUGGAAUGGAGCCUCUUGCCACCAGCGACAGAAGAGAUGGUGACCCAGACAUCCGUGGUGAAGGGCCGCUUCAUGGGGGACCCUUCGCAUGAGUAUGAGCAUGUUGAGAUGCAACGCAUGACUGAAGGAGACAGGACAUAUGAAGAUGAGGUGGUGGUCCAAAUCAAGGAGGAAUCUCGACUAGUGUCAGUCAUUGAUCAGAUUGAUAAGGCAGUGGCCAUCAUUCCCCGUGGAGCCUUCUUCAAGACCCCCUUUGGACCUGUCCAUGUCAAUAGGACAUUUGAAGGAUUGACUCUGGCAGAUGCCAAGAAGCUCACUUCCUACUUCCACUUUGCGGAGCCUAUAGAAUUAAAGAACAAGAGCCUUCUGGAGAAAGCUGACUUGGACCCUUCCUUAGACUUUCUGGACAACCUAGAACAUGAUAUCCCUAAAGGGUCCUGGAGUGUCCAGAUGGAGAGAGGAAAUGCACUGGUUGUGCUACGAAGUUUGCUCUGGCCAGGGCUGACAUUCUACCAUGCUCCCAGGACCAAGAACCAUGGUUAUAUUUAUGUGGGCACUGGUGAGAAGAACAUAGACUUGCCCUUCAUGCUGUGACUAGGGUGUGCCUCAGCCUGGGUACUACUUAAUAUGCCGAGAAACUUUAAUAAUAUUUUCAUAAAUCCACAUGAAUUUAUGUGUUUACAGUACACUUGCCUACUUCCCUCUUAGGCUUCCAGUCUUUGAGAUAGCCAUUGGUGACAGAGCUUAGUUCUAUGUAGAGCAGGCAGUGGAAGUUUGUAGGGAUGCAGGUGAUAGCUACCAAUAAACUCCUGGGAAGGGAUGCCAAACAGCAUCUGGGUAAGAGAUUAAGCCCAGAUGACGGGAAAGCUCAUCCAGAGUCCCUUCUUUGGGUAAGUUAAGUGCAUGGCCGAGUGCUGUACUCAGAACAGGGGGUGCUCAUACAGGUCUGUAGUCUUUGCUUCCCUCAAUCCAACCCCCUAGUGAGAACUUAUA